AUAAAAACCAAAUGGUUUCGACAUUCAUCAUCAGUCAGGAAUAGUUGAUCAAGCAAGAUGUUCAAACAAGCUUUUGUUUUGGCUGCUCUAGCAGUGAGCUGUUCAGCAACUGCAUCCAACACCUAUUUAUUAUACACAUUGGAAAACAAGCUUGUCCCGGAAAAAUUGGACCCCAGCGCGCCACUUUCAAGAUACACUAAUUUCAAAAUAACUGACAACACCGUCAUUCUAGUUCAUGGGCACCACGGUGAUGCUAACAAUGACUUCAAUACUUUAAUCAAGAAUGCUAUCCUCGAUCAUCAAACACCACACAACGUUAUCGUGGUUGACUGGAGCAGAGAAGCAAAUCAGGGAUAUGCUUCUGCAAGGCAAUCUGUACCUAUUGUAAGCCUAAUAUUUAAUUAACGUCAAUAUUUGUAACAUUUUAAAGAAUAAUUAAUACUCACCUGAUUAAAUGCUAUGAAAUUA
This is a messenger RNA of Spodoptera frugiperda (fall armyworm), 468 nucleotides long. RefSeq lists its product as uncharacterized. The coding region runs from base 58 to 405 and encodes 115 amino acids. Lineage: Eukaryota; Metazoa; Arthropoda; Insecta; Lepidoptera; Noctuidae. The record is from RefSeq and is a predicted model, not a curated record. Gene Ontology annotation, molecular function: lipase activity. The transcript has 4 exons.